AUGCGCGGGAGCAGCUCCGAGCUCCUGCUGGAGGCGAGCUGCGUCCAGUGUCAGAGCGAUCAUCACAGCCAGCAUAGGCAUCAGCAGCAUCCGCAGAACGAGAAACACGACUUCCAGGAGCGAGAGCUACGUCGUCGCAAGCUGUUGGAGCUCGGGUUCGGCGCUUCGCGGCGCCGACCGCCACGGCGUACCUGCCGUCAGCGGUUCAACUUCUACGCCACCUCAGCGUUGGCCUUCGUCGCGACGUCUGGCGGGGCAGCGCUCCUUUUCCUGGUGCCCCUCUACGUAGAUCCGGCCAUCAGCACCUUGGCGGCCGAUUUCUCACCUGAACCGGUCAUCUGCACCACUUCCAGACGCGAGGAGCUCUACGGUUUGUUCAAUUGCACAUGGAGCUCGUGCCGCGAGGGAUGUACUAGUGACGUUUACAGAUGUACGCAUAUAUACGUCACGUACACACCAUGGAGCAACACCAGUAUGAGCAACGACACUGGAGGUAGAGAGAAUCCCGUGAACUCUACCGACAUCGCGCACACCUCCACGACUGCGGUGCCGACGCCAGGUGACGUCGAGGCGGCGCUCCUGGUGAACAUCAAAGGGUGCGGCUACCCGCCGAUCGUCGACUGCAACAACUUUACCCGCGAAUUGGGCUACGAGGGCGCGAAGUUCCCCUGCCAUUACAGCCGCGUGAACGGCAGCAUAGUGAUGGCGAACUAUAACCGUGAGGCGCAGGUCACCACCAUCAUACACUUCUUGGCGGCGCCAUUCGUAUUGACUCUCGCGACCAGCGUCGCUCUGUGUGUGAUGCACUGUGACUGUAGGUGCAGUCCGCCGCCUCGACAUUCGUCACGUGGUAUCAGGAGAGCCAGGGGUAACGAUCUCAGUGAACAGGAUAGGCUAUCUAUUAUCACAUCUCUACUGAACGGGCGACCACUCGAUAAGCAAUCGCGGGGUCAUCCGACGCACUGCGAGUAUGGAGAAGUGACGAGGCCCUUAUGACGACGCGAGGAAACAGCCGAGAGUGCUCUGGCCCCGUCGCAGUCCGACUUUUAGGCCCCGCCCACUCAGUCCCAAUUUCCAUGUUACUCGGUCGCGCAGAUCCAACCAUUUUCCAUCUCGAAUCCAUCGCACCUUGUACGUCACACCUGAUUCUGCUCCUUUC
Messenger RNA from Colletes gigas, 1159 nucleotides. RefSeq lists its product as uncharacterized. Lineage: Eukaryota; Metazoa; Arthropoda; Insecta; Hymenoptera; Colletidae. The record is from RefSeq and is a predicted model, not a curated record. Gene Ontology annotation, biological process: regulation of sodium ion transport. The transcript is spliced from 4 exons. Bases 1 to 996 code for a protein of 331 amino acids. Gene Ontology annotation, molecular function: sodium channel regulator activity.